CGUAGCUUUACGAACACACUAAAGAAUGUGGUAAUUCUUCAAAAUGGUCGCUUUGUAUGGUUUGCCAACUUGCAUGUCUGUGUUUUAGAGUCCUUUGUUUUCGUAAAUCAUUAGAUAUAUCGCAAUAUUUCUACGAAAACACGUCCCGGUAUCUGUUAUUUUGUGUAUGCACGAGCGUUGACUUUGUAAUACUAAAUUGUGUUGUGGAAGAACGAUGUCAUCGGUAAUGUGAGAGCACUCGACUAUCAUUUUUAUUUUACGAGAUUAUGACGUCUGAGAUUCUCAUUUGGAUUUGCGGAGAGUAAAGGAAUAUCAAUGGUCCAGUUGUGAAAUUUUGAUAAAAUUUGAACCAUACAAAGUUUUAGAAGCAAUAAUAGGACAUCAAAGUGAGUGAAUUUCAUUUUAUUGGUGACAAAACAUUUUGAAGAAGAAUACACAAUCAAAACACAAAUGCGAGUUGUAACAGCUGAUAAGUGCAGCUGGCGGGGUGUGCUUAUGUGAUGGGAGGGGUGGGAUGAAAGCUUGGCGCUCGGGCGCUGCGCCAUGAACCCGCCGGCGCCCGGCAAGACGGCCACGCGCUCCUCCGGGUAUCACCAGAAGGCGCUCGCCGAAAUACGUAACUCCUUGCUCCCAUUUGCUAAUAUUGGAAACUCUGAACCACCUGGUUCCUCGGCAGCGAGUACAGUGAGCUCCGGAGUCAGCUCCGGCUUUAGUUCAUCAUCUGGUAAUGGGCUGGAAAAGGAUCUGAAUGUGCUGCCGCAAUCCCUAAAUCAAUUAAUUGCUCUUGGAUAUGAAGAGGAUCCUGCUGUCAAGGCUCUUAAAUAUGCGGGAGGCCGUUUUGACGCAGCUCUCGACUAUUUGUCUAAACAACAGGAACCUCUCAAUGGUGUGCUAAAGUCCAGUAACUUUAGUACUAAGUUAAUAAGGAAGCCAAGUUUAGAGAGGGAGCUUAAUCUCCAUAGGGGAAGUCCCGCGCUCGAUUCUGGCGCCGGAAGCUCGAGGUCGGACAGUCCUCGGCAGUCGGACGCGCCGCCGCUGCCACACGAGAAGUUGAGUAGACAAUACUCUCCGUCUGGUUUCUCCGAGCCUCCGCCGCCGCCGCCGCCGAGAUGUCCCUCCACGCCGCCCGUGCCGCCUUCCGUGCCACCUUCCGUGCAGCAGCUCAUGAAGCGGAUGUCGCCCGCACCGCCCCUGCCGCCCGCCAGAGGCACCAGCCCCGUCGCUUCGGGAGCGCCCACGCCGCCGGCGCGACAACCUAUGAUAGUUCAGAAUGGACCUCAAGUACAACAGCAACUAAGUCAACAAAUACAAGCGCUAAGCAUAUACCAGCCCGGCUCGACCGGCGCGGAACUCCCACCUCCUUACCCCCUGUCCGGCGUACCUCCGCCUCCGUCCUACUCGGUCUCCAUGCAGAACCGACAGAGCCCCACUCAGUCGCAAGACUACAGGAAAAGUCCCUCGUCGGGGAUCUACUCCGGAGGCACUUCCGCGGGGUCACCCAGCCCAAUUACCGUCACGCAAUCGACGGGCUCGUCGUCCGGCAUGACUCGCCCUACGCCGAUUCAGCCGUGGACGGCGAGACAGGCGGUCCAGCCUCCGAUCAUAAUGCAAUCUGUAAAAAGUACUCAAGUCCAAAAACCAAUCCUGCAAACUGCCAUUGCACCUGUAGCCCCACCGCCGGUCGCCAGCUCCGUCGUCCAGCCCCCGCCGCCGUCUUAUGCUAGCUCGAUCCAACAGAAGCAGCAAGCGCAGACGCCGCCGAGCUAUCCGCUGGCGCCCAAACCAUCGUCGCCAGGUACGACCCCGCCCGUCAUACCGACGGCAACCACACCCACCGUCCCCACCACUGAACCUCCGAGUUAUGCUAUCACCAUGCAGGCCUUGGCCGUCCAAAGAGGUAUGCACCCCAUCCCUCCGCCGCCAUACGGUAACCAGAAUGACAACACGACGACGGUCAACUCGCACCAUUCUCCUCUACAUAAAAAAUAUCCGAACAACUGCGAUAUGAAAGGUGAAACUUCCCAGGUCCCCAUGGAAAUCAAGUGUUUCAACCAAAAUUGUAAUUUAUUAAAAGAAAGCACCCCAUCCAGCUCCGACAAGUGCUCGGGUGAUAAGGUCAGACAUCAGUCGCCUAUACCCGAACGCAAGCAUAUCAGCAAAGAAAAGGAGGACGAAAGAAGGGAUUGUAAAGUGAGAAAUUAUUCACCUCAAGCUUUCAAAUUCUUCAUGGAGCAGCACGUCGAAAAUAUUCUCAAAUCGUACAAACAGAGGACAUACCGUCGGAUGCAGCUGGAAAAAGAGAUGACGAAGAUAGGGCUCAGUGCGGAGGCUCAAUGUCAGAUGCGAAAGAUGCUCUCCCAGAAGGAAUCCAACUACAUAAGGUUGAAGAGGGCUAAGAUGGACAAGUCUAUGUUCACAAAGAUAAAGCCGAUAGGCGUGGGCGCGUUCGGGGAGGUGACGCUCGUAAGGAAGAUUGAUACUAGUCAUCUAUAUGCCAUGAAAACUCUGCGUAAAGCGGAUGUGCUCAAGCGCAACCAAGUCGCGCAUGUUAAAGCCGAGAGGGACAUUCUUGCAGAGGCAGAUAACGAGUGGGUCGUCAAAUUGUACUACAGUUUUCAGGACAAGGACAAUCUAUAUUUCGUCAUGGACUACAUCCCUGGAGGUGAUCUAAUGUCCUUGUUGAUAAAAUUGGGGAUAUUUGAAGAGAACCUGGCGAGGUUUUACAUCGCAGAGUUGACUUGCGCAGUGGAGAGUGUUCAUAAAAUGGGCUUCAUCCACAGGGACAUCAAACCCGAUAAUAUUUUAAUAGAUCGAGACGGUCAUAUAAAGUUGACUGACUUCGGUCUAUGCACGGGCUUCAGAUGGACGCAUAAUUCAAAAUACUAUCAAAGAAAUGAUCACGGUCGGCAGGAUUCAAUGGAUCCAGUGGACGGUGAAUGGGGUGCAAUGGGGGAGUGCCGAUGUCACCAGCUUAAACCUCUGGAGAGGCGGCGCAAGCGCGAGCAUCAGCGCUGUCUCGCUCACUCACUGGUCGGCACACCAAACUACAUAGCCCCCGAAGUGCUCCAACGCACUGGGUACACGCAGCUCUGCGACUGGUGGUCAGUCGGCGUCAUACUCUACGAAAUGCUUGUCGGAUCGCCGCCUUUCCUCGCGUCUACACCCGCUGAGACGCAGUUAAAGGUAAUAAAUUGGGAGAGCACACUGCAUAUACCGGACGCGGCGAACCUGUCGCGAGAAAGUAAAGACCUCAUCCUGCAGCUGUGCUCUGGACAGGACACGAGACUCGGAAAGGACGCCAACGAGGUGAAGCACCAUCCCUUCCUCAAGAGCAUCGACUUUGAGAAGGGGUUGAGAAAGCAAGUGGCGCCCUACAUACCGAGAAUCGAGUACCCCACUGACACAUCAAACUUUGACCCCAUAGACCCCGACAAGCUUCGGAACUCUGGUAGUUCCGAUUCGAAUAAGUCGGACAGCGAGCUCCUAGAUAACGGCAAGACCUUCCAUGGUUUCUUCGAAUUCACCUUCCGAAGGUUCUUCGAUGACGGAUACACGAACAAGAUCAACUUGGACGACGAUAAUCAGGGCCCCGUGUAUGUGUGAGCCGAGCUGACAGUGCAACCAGAGACACUGAGACUAACUUGUAGGAUUUUUUUUUACAAAGUGUGUGCCUUUGACUCUCUAUAUUACACUAGGAAUUUUUUUUUUUAGUAAACAUAACGAAUGUAACGUAUUUAAUUUUUUUUUAAAUCUUAAAACCGUAUUGUUAAUAAUCCCGGUGAUAAUGUUGUAAUAUUGUAUCGUUAUGUAUUUUGUAAGAGUAAUCUUAUUUUUAUUGUAAUAUAUGUAACGUAUGGACACAGUUAGGACACAGCCUGGGUUACUAUGGUGCUUUUAGAGCGCGUCGUAUCGCGUUCCGUUCACUGUAUACUAUUUUUGUAACUAGAGAAAUUAUUUAUAAUAUAAGAAGCAAAUCAUGCAAAUUAGUGAAUUAAUUGUCACUAUAUUUUCUUAUGUAUUUAUCGAUUUAGAUCGCUUAUGUGUGUUUGUUUAUAUAAUUGUAAAACGUAACUUAUGAAAGUCAUUAACAGUUGUAUUUUUUUGGAAUUGCUGUAUGUGAUGUGAUUUCAAAGUGCUUCCAUGUAUCUGCGGGAUGUUAGCUCAUGAGUG
Papilio machaon (common yellow swallowtail) is the source of this 4170-nucleotide messenger RNA. RefSeq names its product serine/threonine-protein kinase Warts (gene wts). NCBI's taxonomy places the organism in Eukaryota, Metazoa, Arthropoda, Insecta, Lepidoptera, Papilionidae. Gene Ontology annotation, biological process: regulation of organ growth; hippo signaling; positive regulation of apoptotic process. Gene Ontology annotation, molecular function: ATP binding; protein serine/threonine kinase activity; protein binding. The record is from RefSeq and is a predicted model, not a curated record. The transcript has 5 exons. The coding region runs from base 544 to 3603 and encodes 1019 amino acids.